AUGAGAAAGAUCAUUCUUUUGUUAGCUAUCAUUAGUUUGGCACUCUGCUAAGAACUUAUAGUUGAAAAAGUAGCAGGAUAAUACAACUCAGGUUAAAAGUUCGCAAAAUCCUGGUAAAAUUCAUAAUGGAACGAUUAUCAAGAUUUCGCUAUUUAUGGAUGGUUUAAGAUUGACUCUUCAUACUAAAUUGCUGAGUGGUCAACUGGUUUCCACUUUACUUCAAAUUAGGACAAAGAUUGGACUAACGCCUCUGCUCCUGGUGAUAGAGUAUUGGCAUUCUGGGUUAUUGGAAAUACUCUCCACAAUCCUACUUACUCUUUAGCAAGAGGUAAUACUAAUUAUUACGAAAAUCUUUCCUUCGCUGCUGGAGAUACUAAUAAAUGGGCUUUUAUUUAUGUUACACAUGGUUCUAGCUAAUAAGCAUAAUACGUCUAUUACUUACUUCCUUCCUCUGGUGUUGUAACCAAGAAAAUAGCUUCAAUCACUCAUAAAACUUCCACCUUCUAUCAAAUCAAUGUUGGUUAAUCAUUCAGCUUCAAAUAUUUCCCUGGUUCUUUUUGGAGACUCUCACUUAUUGCUGGACCUAAUGCUUACAGAGAAAGUGGUUUUGAAUAGUUCUAAAACAUAUAACCUGACGUUGUUCCUAGCUGUCCUAUUCUUUUCACUGGAUGUAACUAUAGUGGUAAGGGUGAUUCUUUAUGCUAAAGCUCUCCUUCUUAUAACGUUACUGCUGUUCACUCAAUCUACCUCCCUGCUAACUUCACUGCUACUUUACAUGAUCAAGCUAAUUACGCAGGAAAGAAGAUCGUUUAUUCCCAAAGUAUUGAAUGUAUUACCUAAUUAAAUUGGGCUUACUUACUCUCUACUCAUGCCAUUACUAUUGAGGAUGAAACUAAAACUGUUCUCAGAAGAAACAACAGAAGAAAUUGA
This is a messenger RNA of Tetrahymena thermophila SB210, 930 nucleotides long. RefSeq lists its product as hypothetical. The record is from RefSeq and is a predicted model, not a curated record. NCBI's taxonomy places the organism in Eukaryota, Ciliophora, Oligohymenophorea, Hymenostomatida, Tetrahymenidae. The transcript has a single exon.